AUGGUCAAGAAAAAGAAAGAAACUCUAAUGUCAGAUGAGGAGAGGAUUGCCUUUGAAGAACAGAAAAGAUACGCUGAAGAAGAAUUAAAGAAAAAACGGGAAGAUGUUCUUGCACAAUUUUUAAAGGACAAGCUGAUGAAGGAAGAGAAAGCCACAUUGUUCAACCUGAACAAACUCAACUGCCAGUGGAGAAACAUCAUGAGGGAUGCCAAAGCCAAGGAUCUGGUCAAGGACAUUGAGAUUCUAAGCCAGACGUUUGAGAGGGUCAUUGAUUCCAAGGAUGCCGUCAUCAAGUCAUUGUUCAAAGACAUCGCAGAAGCAGAGGAGCAGUACGCAAUGGCCUUGAGAAGUCAUUUGCAGAAGAUUGAUUUCUUGAUGGACCUACAAAUGAAACGCAUUGAAAGUCUGAAUCAGGAAUAUGCCAUGGAACUGGAGAUCAUCUGUGAGGAAUUUGAUCUAGAGAGGUCCAUCUUCAUCGAGCAGCACACGAAUGACAUGUCCAACAUUGCUGAUAUUAUCUUUGCCAUGGAGGAGAACUUUGAGACCCGUGAGAAUGAAGCUCGUGCAGAGUUUCAGUCGAUGCAAGAUGAGAUCAAAAAUAAGAAUCUGGAGGACAAGCAUGCCCUGAAAGUGCAACUAGAAACUAAAAUAGAUGACCUGUGGCAGCAGUUCAAACAAGCCUUACAAACAUACAAUGAAAUGAACGAAGAAAGAAAGAACACAUUCGAGACCCUCAAACAGAAGGAUCUGAAAAACACCAAAGAAAUUGAGCUGCAGAUGCGUAAGCUCCAGAGGCUAGCAGAUCAGAUUGCAAAAAUAAGGGCAAAAAUGGCUGUAACUGCUAAGGAGAGUGAGGAAAGAAACAAAUCCAUAAAAGAGGACAAGGAAAGGGUACAGCAACAUCUCCAAGUUUUGAAGGCUGAAAUGAAUCAAAUUCGGGAUUGUGAAAGAGAAAAACUCACCACACUUACCAUUGAGAGCAAUUCGGCCAUCAAAACCCUCAAGCAGCAAAAGAAACAGGGAGAACAGAUUAUGAGACUUGCUGAAAUGUGUCGCAAGCUGGAGACAGAGGAGGAGAAAGUUCUCCCAUUUUUUGCUUCAUCUCUCACCAGCGAAGAAGAGGAGCAGAUAAGAGAAGCCAUGCUAGAACCACCAACACAUCAGAUAGCUGAAAACUUCUGGAAGCGGUACAAUAAAAAACAAAGUCUGACCAAUGAAAACCACAAACUGCGGAUGCUGCUGAAGCAGUACCUUGACGGUAUCUCUGUGAACGAAGAAAUUCUCAGUCAAGUCAAUCCACUGCUAGUUGUCAAUAAUAGGACUAAUCUAAG
Messenger RNA from Candidula unifasciata, 1331 nucleotides. The record is from the annotation of a GenBank genome assembly. NCBI's taxonomy places the organism in Eukaryota, Metazoa, Mollusca, Gastropoda, Stylommatophora, Geomitridae.